Molecule: messenger RNA, 369 nt
Organism: Quercus lobata
Lineage: Eukaryota; Viridiplantae; Streptophyta; Magnoliopsida; Fagales; Fagaceae
Exons: 1
Coding region: 1-369 (122 amino acids)
Source: RefSeq, a predicted model, not a curated record
AUGGUGGAUGGCGGUAGUGCAGCCCAGGUUAUGUACCCCGACCUCUAUAAGGGGCUGGGGUUAAAAACAGAGGAUCUAAUGCCCUACAACUACCCUCUAAUGAGUUUCAACGGGAAGCUUGUCAUCCCAAUGGGCAUGAUUAGGCUACCCAUUCAGACCGGCCCAGAGAUAAUGGAGGUGAACUUCAUCGUGGUGGACACCUACUCCCCUUAUACGGCCAUCGUCGAUAGACCCUGGCUCCACACCUUAGGAGCUGUUGCUUCCUCAUUGCACCAGAAGGUGAAGUUCCUGUCAGGGGACCAAGUUUUUGAAAUCUGUGGUUGCCAACCCACGGCAAGGCAGUGCGUAGUAGCGGCCAUCUCACAUUGA